Chironomus riparius is the source of this 4189-nucleotide messenger RNA. The record is from the annotation of a GenBank genome assembly. NCBI's taxonomy places the organism in Eukaryota, Metazoa, Arthropoda, Insecta, Diptera, Chironomidae.
UUGGCUGAUUGUACUUUUACAACUGGAUUGGUUGUUGAAGGGACGAUUAAAAUAGAAAAUUCGAUGAAUGGUCAGGACAUUAAAGCAGUUUUAGCUGAUAUUGUGUAUGAGAAAGGAAGUGAUGAAGAAAUUGUCAUAACAGGUCCAAAAGCAUUUAAAAGUCUCCAGAUUCGAAAGGAGGCUUUAGUAUUAUCAAAUUACAUCGAUAAUGUCGAAAUAGACAGCAUAAUGACUACAACUGGUAAUCAGCAAGUUACUUUAAAUCAACUUUAUGGCAAUAUUUAUUUCUCGAAUCUUAAAAUGUCUGGAUUAUUCGAUGGAAUCAAUGCAACUGAAUUAGAAAUGAACAGCAUAAGAACUUUUGGAGAUCAAUUUGUUCAAACACCACUUGCUGUGUCCAAUCAUCUUAGCUCUAGUUCUAUUGAUGUAAAGGAGUCAGCAAAUGAUGUUUUGGUCAGUGACUUUUACUUCAUCGAUGAUCAAAUUCAUUUUAAUUCCAAUAUGAAGAUUGGGAUGCUCGAUUUGAGUGUUAAUAACAUUAAAGUUAUUAAUGAUAUUGUUGGAACUGGUUUGCUUACAAGUUUGGAUCUAAAAGACUUUGAGAAAAAUCAUUUAAGUAGAAGUUUAGAGCAAAAUAUCAUAUAUCCAGUAAAAGUCAAUAAAUUAAUUGUUGGAGACAUGUUUAAUGCAAAAAUCAUUAAUGGGAUGCUUUUUGAGACAUUUAGGGAUUAUUUAAUGAAUCUUAAGGACUUUAAGAAGAACUUACUGUCCGGAAAACACAAAUUGGAUAACUUAAUAAUCGAUGGAAAUGUCAAUCUUCGAUACAUUAACGACAAAGACUUUGAAUUCAUUAAAAAUCACGUAAUAUGGUUAAAUAGGCCCAACAACGUCGAGGCUGCUUUACAUUUCUUGGAUUCUACUGAUGUUUAUGAAGGAUUAACUGUCCAAAGUUUUAUGAAUAGAAAGAACUUUUCUGACUUCCUCGACAACUGGAUCUCAAAAACUCAAGAUCCAAUAAUAAUUAAUUCUGAUAAAAUUGCUGGAACUUCUGUGAUGGUUGAGGAAAAUAUGGAUGUGGAUAAAAUCAACAAUAUUCCGUAUGAUAAUAUCUUUAGGAAGGAAGACUUGAUUGAGACGCGUUAUUUGAAAAUAGCAGGAACUGUUAAUGUCAACAAACUUUAUGUCAAGGAUAAAUUUAAUCAGAAAUCAGCACAAGACCUAGAAAAUGUGUAUCUUUAUGAAAAAGGCAGCAUGACUCAUACAAUUAAUUCUGAUGUCAAGUUUGUCCAGAAUUCAAACAUAAGAAACUUAAAUACACCAUUCCUGAAUAAAUUGAAUGUCAGCUAUUGGCUGAGUGACUUAAUAAGGUAUAAUGACCAAAACAUUUACGUUAAAGGAGCUAAAUCCUUUAGAAGUCCAGUUAUGGCUGAAAAGGGCUGUUAUAUCGAUACAUUCAAUGAAUUAAAUGUUAAGAAUAUGAUGCAGAAUAUAGUCAUCAUGAAGAAGAAUGAAAUUGUUAAUAUCCACAGCAAUAUUCAGUUACUGGAUGAUUUUUAUGCUGAACUUGUUGGAUUAAAAGGGAAUUUGACGACUGACUUUAUCGAUGGAAUUAAUUUACACGAAUGGAUUCAUAAUGCACUGCCGAUUCAUCUAGAUGUUGAGUAUGAAAACACUUUAAUUACUGAAUCGAGAUUUAUCCAAGCUUCAAAUCUUAAGGUUAAAGCUAUAAAUGGAGUUCCAUUCAACAAUUUCUUCACGCUUCAUACAAAUCAGACAUUUGAUUAUAAUAUCGUGGUAGAAGGGGCAGUAAACGUCACAAAUCCAAUGAUUGUUAAUGGUCUUGUUAAUCAGAUAAAUCUUAGAACUGAAAGGGAUAAUACUGUCAUGCUUUCCGAUAAAAGCCAAGAAAUCUACACCGAUAUUUUCCUGGAAGAUGCCUUAGUCCUUAAUUCAGUAACUGCCAAUGGACUCGUAAAUUCUAAAAAUAUAGCAAAUAUUGCCGUCCUUAAUUCUUCACCAAAUUUUGACUCGUCACUUACAUUCAUCAAUUUGGAAGCAUCAAAUCUGGUUAGUGACGAUCGAAUAUCAUCAAUUAAUUUUACAAAAUGGUACGAGAAUGCAUUGUGGAAGAAAGGCAAGGAAGUUCAGCAUAUUUAUGGCAAUUGGAGGCUUCAAACUAUUUAUUUAGAGAAUAAUGUUUUUGGCAAUGGAUUAAUUAAUGGACAGCCAAUAAAUGAGAUUGAAAAGAAUCUUAAUAAGAAUGUCCACGAGAUUGAAAUGGCACUGACAAAUUAUUCUGUCGAAUAUAGAAGUAUGUGUGAGAAAUUGCAGUAUAGAGCUGAUGACAUUUCUAAAAGCUCAAUUUAUGUCCUAAAAUAUUUUGAGGAAGCUUUUAAGAUCAUUGAAUACGGAAAUAUCUUCUCAUAUUUUACAUUUACGACGAAAAAGAACCGUAAUUAUCUCCUAGUCAAUACAAACUGCACAACAAAUAUCUACAAAUGGAAGCGAAGUCAGGAACAGUUUGUAAAAUUAAGCACAGUUGAAACUGGUGUAAUUUACAGUUGGAAUAAAUUGGAACCAGAAAAUAGCCAUGACGUGUUCAUCAUAACUAAUUCUAAAAUGUCUGCGAAUGCUCCGUGCUUGUAUGGUGGAACUAAUUCGUGGAAAAUGGUCAAAGACAACUUGAUUCACAUCUCCUCAAUUUCCUAUGAUACAAAUGUUUUGGAACUUUUUGUCCAUCCACUAAAUUCUUACAGUUUCUAUGCAUUAGAUAAUCUCGAUCAUGUCACAAAUUACAAUAUUACUGGCCAAAUUGUAGAGAAAUGGAAACUUCCUGUCGAAAAUUCAACUUAUAGCUUCCUUUCAGCUGACAUUUUGGGUGGAUUAAAUCUCAAUAAUGGACGUAAAAUUUAUUCUCUAGAUUCAACAUCAAUAAGGCGUCGACAAAGAUCAGUAUAUUCUGAUGCACAAAUAAUGACAGUUUCUAGAGCUAAAGCACAUUCAAAUGACUCGCCUACAUACACGCUUAAAAAGCCAGAUUUUCAUUUAUAUCCAAAUUCCAAUUAUACAGUUCCAUUGAUUCCUUCUAAGCCUGUAAAAACCACAAAAAGAAUUGAUUUUAUGAGUAAAGUUAAAGAUGCUGGUGAUGUGAUUCGUAGAAGCUUUAAUCUUCAAACUGCUUACCUUUCGCCUUCAUCGAAUGCUUCUAAAAUAGCAAAAGUUAAUGGAUCUGAUGACAAGCUACUCUUUGCCUUUAAAUCUCCAAAUGUUACAGCAUUGCGUGAGAAAAUGGUUAUUAAUGCGGCAAAAACAACUUUAGUAAGGAACGAUAAAGUUGAGAAUGAAAAAUUUAUGGUUGAAAAAUUAAAGGAACUUGAAGAUGCUAUCAAAAAUGAUAUAAAAGAUAGUGACAAUUUACAAGCUGUUACAGACAGUCCAAAAAUGGAAGAAAAUCAAACUGAGCCUAUUUAUAGCUUCUCACCAAGAAUUAUCAUGAAUGAUGAAAAUAAUGAGCAAGGAGCUAGCACAACAGAGAGAAUUGGACUAGAAAAUGUUUUCAAUUUCGAGCCAAUUGUCGAAGCUGUUAUGAUCAAUGGAGAAGGCGUUAGAGAUACAGAAAAUAAUAUAAUUCCUGAACAUGGACAAGGUGAAAUUGCUGUGCUUAAUGUUGGAACAAAGAAGAAUAGAAAGACACUUUAUGCUGUUUCUAGAAAACGAACCUCUGUAAUUCAAGGAAAUAAUGUUAUUGAGAUUUACAGUGACAUCAUAAAUGAGAAAGUCUUUCAAUACAUUGUGUGUACAGAUCCAUCAAAUAUUCAUCCUCUGCACUUUCGAGAUGAGACUUUAUUGGCUUUCAUGGAAAGUCGAAGAGAAGUUAAAAUUUAUAUUUAUCGAGGCAUUCAAGGUUUCACGUUGUUUAAGAGCAUAUCUCUUCCUGAUUAUGCUUAUCAGAUGUCUUCAGUCACAUUGCCACCUAAAAUUCAAUACAAAUGUGAUUAUCGAUACCUAGUCUUUCAUUUUGAGAGAGAACUGUUGUUUAUGUCUAUCAAAGUUGAUGGAAAUUGUGGAUUGAGACAUAUUGAAUGUGAUGUAAUGUUACAGGUCUUGGAAGUUUGUGUUUAAGUCGAUAUUCAAGAUGAGAGUAGUCGUAUUUUCCAAGAUUAUUGAUAAACGUGUUCUUAUGACUGUC